This is a messenger RNA of Neltuma alba, 1484 nucleotides long. Its product is annotated as probable F-box protein At4g22030. The transcript has a single exon. The record is from RefSeq and is a predicted model, not a curated record. NCBI's taxonomy places the organism in Eukaryota, Viridiplantae, Streptophyta, Magnoliopsida, Fabales, Fabaceae. Bases 30 to 1343 code for a protein of 437 amino acids.
CAAAACAUUGUCAUCUGUUUUGAUCCCAUAUGACCGCUUCCUUAAAAUCCUCAAUGUCUUCACUUUGUGUUUUCAAGUCCAAUGUAUCACCAAAGCUUCAUUAUCCUCCACGAACGUGUUCCUCAGUUAUGAAUAAUAAUGCACCAUGUUCAAGAAAGCUGGUUCGGAAAUCGAAGGCAUCCGUGAAGGCUGUUUCAUUUGAAGAUCAGGUCAAUAUCAAGAGCCACGACGAUGAAGGUUUCUACGAUCUUCACGAGUCCAAUAAGGCCACUCUUCAGCUGUACGCGAUUCUGGAGACAGUUUGCGACAGAAUCGAAAUGCAUUACAACGUUGGCGUUCAACGUGAUAAUUGGAACUCCCUUCUCUUGAACUCCACCAACGUGAUCACGCUUGCCGCCACGACCAUGGCCGGUGUCGCCUCCUCAUUGCACGAUGGCGCGGAGCAGCUUUUUGCUCUGAAACUGUCGUCCACUCUUCUGUUCUCUGCAGCCACGUGGAUGUCCCUCGUCAUGAACAAAAUCCAACCUUCGCAGCUCGCCGAGGAACAACGAAACGCUACGAGGUUGUUCCGACAGCUUCAGGCUCAGAUUCAGACCACCAUCGCCGUCGGAAAUGCCACUGAGGAGGACGUCAAUAAUGCAAUAGAAAAGGUUUUAGCACUCGACAAGGCUUACCCACUUGCCUUACUCGGAGGAGCCAUGGUCGAAAAAUUCCCUUCAAAGUUCGAGCCUGCGAUUUGGUGGCCUUCUUCAUCAAAGACAGAAUCGCCGUCGUCUUCUUCUUCUUCUCCGGAUCUUACGAAAAGCUCGAGUUCGACGAAAAAUGGAUGGAACGAGAAGCUGGAAAUGGAAAUGAGGGAGAUUAUAGAAGUGGUGAAGAGAAAAGACGCAGAGGACUACGAAAGGCUAGGAAACUUGGCUUUAAAGAUGAACAAAAUCAUGGCGAUUUCGGGUUCUUUAUUCACUGGAAUUGCAGCGUUAGGAUCUGCAAUAUUUCUGGGAAAUAAUAAUAAUGAUAAUGGCUCGUGGGGAAUCAUGAUAGUGGCUGUAGUUGCAGGAGCAAUGGCGAGUGUUGUGAAUGCGUUUGAGCAUGGCGGGCAAGUAGGGAUGGUUGUGGACAUGUACAGAUACUGUGGAGGAUUCUUCAGGCUUUUGGAAGAGACGACCGAAUCGACGCUUGAAGAGAAGAACUGUGAGAAAAGAGAAAAUGGAGAGAUCUUUGAGAUGAAGAUGGCUCUCAUUUUGGGAAGAAGCGUUUCGCAGCUCAGAAAACUUGCAUCUAAAUCUGCUUUCUGCCGUUCACAAGGAUCUGAGGUCGAUGAAUUCGCCAGCAAACUUUUCUGAAAAUAUUAUUUUCUUCUUUUUUAGUGUCUAAAAAUCUGGAUUUAGACUGAUAUUAAUAAUGACCUAAUUAAAGCUCUUUAAUUACUAAUUCUUGAUUAUUCUUUACAUUUUUUAUAUUAUUGAUUUCUUGUAGCUUGUACA